Messenger RNA from Stereum hirsutum FP-91666 SS1, 666 nucleotides. RefSeq lists its product as uncharacterized. NCBI's taxonomy places the organism in Eukaryota, Fungi, Basidiomycota, Agaricomycetes, Russulales, Stereaceae. The transcript has a single exon. The record is from RefSeq and is a predicted model, not a curated record. The coding region runs from base 1 to 666 and encodes 221 amino acids.
AUGGGGAAGCCAUUCAUACCGAAGAGGCGUAUCAACUGGAUGAUGGAAUCCGACAAUCAGCCACGUCUCGAAUCGUCAUGGUAUGGCCCCAUAGAAGCCUACCUAAGGGACAUUUUCACAUUGGACGAAGGCUUUAUAAUCAAGCCACAAGCGCCCUUGCGCGAGGAGGCGAACCCGAACGUUGACGCUGGACACACGUCCGAAGACUCUAUGGGAGGAAAGGUUACUAGUCGUAAAGCAGGAAAAGAGCCCAACCUCAUGAUUCCCGACUUCAUCGUGGUGCGAGGAGUAAAUCAUCCCACCAGAGCGACAAAGGAGGAUCUAGAUGCUCGGUCGGAAUUAAACGACGAAGAAAACGAGGAAACGAACGGCCCAGACUCAGACACAAUUAUUCUGGUUGUCGAAGUGAAAAAUUAUGAAGCCUCGAGGUCCUCAGCUGCUGUCCAGAUGUCAGGAUACCUUGACAGGGUGAAGUGUAAACCAGGGAUGGUCGACAAAAAGGUGCCAGGCCUGGUCGUUUGUGGCGGUGCCAUUGACAUUUGUCUGGCCAAGUAUGAGCUCAAAAGAGGUCGUAUUCAGACCUCGAUCGAGAAGCCGGCACAAUAUAAGGGGUUAGCUCUCACUGAUCAAAGUCUUGAGACAUAUCUUAAGGGGUUGAAGAUGUGA